CUGCAUUGUUCGUGAAGUAGAUAUUCGCUCUUCGGCUUUGCUGCUUCGCGUGGGGUAGGGCUUCGAACGAGUCGCUUGCCAUUGGUUGUCUAGGGUUUUCUUUUCCUCUUAUGCGUUUAUUCGUUGCUGUUCUUCUUCGGGUGAAGCAUAGUUCUGAAAGAGUCGAAGCUUCUCCGCCUCCUCCUCCGACGUUGUUCCUGUCGGGUUCGAAGUUGCGCUGGGAGCUCUCCGUGAAGGUGACGAUAUAUCUUCCCUUUCGCCCGCUUCUUCGGUCCGAUUCACGAAUUCCGCAAAAAGUCCGAUUUAGAAAAUCCGGGAUUUGGGGCAAAAAUGGCGAAAGUAGAGAUUAGACUUACUGUUUUAGCUUAAAUCCUGUUGAAAUCCUGCUACCAUACAGUCCCGCAUGGCUGAUACGAGGAAGAGAAAGAAGGUUCAGAAUGGUGGAUUGGUUAGGGAUAACUGCCCUGCCACAGUAUUUGUUUCAAAUCUCCCGUACUCGUUUCAGUCUUCUCAGCUGGAAGAUGUAUUUAGCGAGGUGGGACCUGUGAGGCGCUGCUUUGUGGUAACAAAGAAGGGAUCUGAUGCAAAUCGUGGAUUUGGGUUUGUGCAAUUUGCUACUGUGGAAGAUGCUCAGCGUUCCAUCCAAAUGAAGAGUGGAUUAGCAAUAGGUGGUAGAAAAAUAAAAGUUGAAAUUGCAAUGCAUCGGCUUUCUUUAGAUCUUCGCUUGAAGAAAGCAAAGAAUGAAGAAACAAAUGCGAGUGGAGCAAAUCAAGCAUGCAAAGUUGACAAAAAGGAACUUUCAACCCCAUAUGCAUUAGGACUUGUCAAGAAUGAAAAAGCUUCCAGUGAAGUAUUUGUUCCAAAUAGUUCCUCUAUUGAUAAAGAAGACGGAUCUGAAAGGCAGAGGGUUGCUAGGACAGUGGUAUUUGGAGGUCUUCUUGGUUCUGAAAUGGCAGUUGAAGUACUUCGCCGGGCAGGAGAGGCUGGAAACAUUUGUUCAAUAACCCAUCCGUUUCCAAAGGAAGAACUUGAUCGUUAUGGACUUGCUAGAGAUGGUUGCAAGUUGGAAGCUGCAUCUGUACUUUAUAAAAGUGUCAAAGCAGCACGCCUUGCUGUUUCAAUGUUUCAUCAACAAGAGAUAAAGGGUGGAUGUGUUUGGGCACGCCAAUUGGGUGGCGAGGGUUCAAAAGCAAGAAAGUGGAGAUUAAUAGUCAGAAAUCUGCCUUUCAAGGUCACAAUUAACGACAUCAAAGAUCUUUUUUCAACAUCUGGUUUUGUUUGGGAUGUGUAUAUUCCGAAUAGAACAGAAGAAGGGGUAUCCAAGGGCUUUGCUUUUGUCUCUUUCACAUGUAAGAAGGAUGCAGAAAAGGCCAUCCAAGACAUCAACGGUAAAAUGGUUGCUAAAAGACCUAUUGCAGUUGAUUGGGCAAUCCCAAAAAAGAUAUAUACGAAUGCCACCAAAUCUACUACUGAAGAGGUGAAAUCAACUGAUGCAAAUGAAGAUUAUGAUGAGAGCAUUGGUAUUUCAGUUGCUGAAAUUGAUGCUGAUGUUAUAGAAGAAACAGAGAAUCACAAUGAUAAUGGUGAUGCAGAUGAGACAGCUUCUGGUUCCAAGGGAGAUGACCUUCCUACGGAAGUUGAUUUUGGGAUUGAGGCAGAAGUUGCAAGUAAAAUUCUUGAAAAGUUGAUUAAAUCAUCUUUAAGCGCCAGAAGUCAUGAGGCAACUGAUGGUGUUGAAAAAGAGAAAGCAGUUAUUUCCGUCAGCAGGGAGGCUUUUGUUCCUGGGAGACAGUUAUGUACUGCUGAAAAAAGAGGUUUGGAACGGCAGGAGCAUACAUUUGAAAACAAUAACAAGAAAGAAGGUGACCUUGAUAGAACUAUUUUCAUAAGCAACUUACCAUUUGAAAUUGAAAGUGAGGAGGUGAAGCAAAGGUUUUCUGUAUUUGGCGAGGUGCAAACUUUCGUGCUUGUGCUCCAUCAACUCACCAAGAGACCAAGAGGUACUGCUUUUCUAAAGUUUAGAACAGCAGCUGCAGCUGAUGCAGCAAUUUCUUCUGCAAAUGAUGCAAAUGGUAUAGGAAUUAUCCUGAAAGGAAGGCCACUUAAAGUUUUAAAAGCUUUGGACAAGGAAUCUGCUAGGAAGAGAGGGCUUGAAAAUAUAAAAAAUGUGGUUCAAGACCGGCGUAAUCUAUAUUUGACAAAGGAAGGUGAAAUCCUUGCUGACAGCCCAGCUGCUGAAGGUGUAUCUAAGGCUGACAUGGAGAAGCGUGAGACGUUGGCCAAAAAGAAAAUUGAAAUGCUGCGAUCUCCAAAGUUCCAUGUAUCCAGGACAAGACUUGUUAUAUAUAAUGUGCCAAAGACGAUGACUCAAGAGGAAGUGAAGAAGAUGUGUAUAGAUGCAAUCCUUUCACGGGCUUCAAAGCAGAAUCCGGAAAUUCAAAAGGUAAAACUCUUGAAUGAUGAUAAAAAAAAAGAAGCUUCUACGAAGAAACAUUCACGUGGUGUUGCAUUUGUUGAUUUUAAGGAGCAUGAGCAUGCUCUUGUGGCACUAAGAGUCCUCAAUAACAAUCCAGGGACAUUUGGUGCAGAGCGUCGUCCUAUUAUAGAGUUUGCUUUGGAGGACCUCAAUAAAUUAAGACUACAGAAAGUGAAAUUAGAUUCUUUAAAGCGGAAGAAUGAAGAUUCAGACGGACACAGAAAUUCUGAUCAUGCUGAGAAAGAAGGAAAGAAGCUACACAAAAUAAAGCAUCAGAGAAGUAAAAAUAAAGCGUCCCAAAUGCGUGAACCUACUGAAUUGACCAGAGAUAAGACACAGUUGCUUGAGAAGGGUCAUAAUGGAGAAACAAGCAGAAAGGAAAUUGAGGGAGGAAAAAAGAACAGAUUUUCUUCUAGGAAAAUGCCUGACUCUGUGAAAACAAAUAAAUUGAAAUUAGCCGUGAAGCCAAACUCUGAAGUUAGCUUAAGAAUCAAACAAAAACAAUCAAAAGCAGAGAAAAGAGUUCAUUCGGGGCAAGCUUUUACAGAGACCUAUAAUGGCGGAUCCACUGAAGAAUCAAUUGAAAAAUCCAGGAAAAGGAAGCUUAGAGUUGUUAAUGAUUCAAAACAGAAGAGAAAGAAAUUGUCAAAACCAGAAGAAGUGGAUAAACUAGAUAGGCUAAUUGAACAAUAUCGAUCCAAGUUCUCGGGUAUUAAAUCAAGCAAAUCCGAAGGUGCUGCUCAAACUGGCGGUCAUAAAGAGGUGAGAAGAUGGUUCGAGUUGGCUUAGUGAGAUAGACUUCCCUUGAGAUGAUUGAUGCUUCAGUAGCUGUACAGAAUCAACUGUAAGUAGGUUAUAAAUUUUGGUAGUUAGUAAUUCUCGCGCAUUACCUUUCUCGUGUUUUAAGAUUUUCUGCAGCACCUAAUCUUGUGAAAGACUCGCCAUUUUCAUGGUGGGAAGCCUAUUUAUAUAUAGAUUAUACUGCUAAAAAUCAUUCUUUGCAAAUA
Messenger RNA from Dendrobium catenatum, 3483 nucleotides. RefSeq names its product RNA-binding protein 28. The coding region runs from base 404 to 3265 and encodes 953 amino acids. Gene Ontology annotation, molecular function: RNA binding. The record is from RefSeq and is a predicted model, not a curated record. NCBI's taxonomy places the organism in Eukaryota, Viridiplantae, Streptophyta, Magnoliopsida, Asparagales, Orchidaceae. The transcript has 20 exons.